Sphaerodactylus townsendi is the source of this 935-nucleotide messenger RNA. Its product is annotated as thialysine N-epsilon-acetyltransferase-like. The coding region runs from base 110 to 628 and encodes 172 amino acids. Gene Ontology annotation, molecular function: N-acetyltransferase activity. The transcript has 6 exons. Lineage: Eukaryota; Metazoa; Chordata; Lepidosauria; Squamata; Sphaerodactylidae. The record is from RefSeq and is a predicted model, not a curated record.
CUCCACGCCCCACGGGUGAAACCAUGCAGAAAGCUGUCAGAAGUCCUCCAAGAGGGUCAGAGUCCUCCAGCCAAGCGGUGGAGCAGAAGCGAGAAGGCACCCUGGAGCCAUGAGCUACAUCAUCCGCCCCUGGGCUCGGAAGGACCUGAAGGCCAUCAUGGGGCUUAUUAGGGAGGCGGCUUCUUUUCACAAAGCCCUGGACCAGGUGAAAACUACCCCGGAAAUGCUCAGAGACGAGGGCUUUGGGAAAGACGCCACCUUCGGGUGCCUGGUCGCCGAGGUGCCGCCACAGCAGGGGAGCAAAGAGGAUGGCACAAUUGUUGGGUACCAAUUCCACUAUUUGACGUACUGCACGUGGAGUGGCCAUAUUUUAUUUGGGGAAGAUCUGUACGUGUUACCAGAUUUCAGAGGUAAAGGCAUCGGCUCCGGUUUGCUGGCCAAAGCUGCCAAGAUGGCGCUGGGAAAGGGCUGCUCCCAGCUCCGGUUCAUCUCCGCCAACUGGAACCAGCCAGCCAUGGAUUUCUACGCCAAACUGGGAGCUGUGAACGUCACAGUUACAGACCACUGGAACCUGUGCAGCAUAGAGGGGGAGCACGUUCAGAAACUGGUUGAGCGAACAAGAAACUAGUCGUUCAGUGUCCGCAAGCCCCGCCCAUGUCCACGUGGCCAGCCCCUGCCUUGUAUUCCCUUCCGGUUAAUUAUGAACCUCCGCCUCCCCACUUCCCUGACCCUCCUGGCCCUGCAAACAUCCCUCCACAAAAUAUUUUCUCCAUAUGUCCCAGAGGAGUCCAACAGACUUUCAUGCCCCAUGCAGCAGUGACGUAGGAGGUUAAGAGCUCGUGUAUCUAAUCUGGAGGAACCGGGUUUGAUUCCCCGCUCUGCCGCCUGAGCUGUGGAGGCUUCUCUGGGGAAUUCAGAUUAGCCUGUGCACUCCC